Xiphias gladius (swordfish) is the source of this 3262-nucleotide messenger RNA. It is a transcript of the gene rmc1, whose product is annotated as regulator of MON1-CCZ1. The record is from RefSeq and is a predicted model, not a curated record. The transcript is spliced from 22 exons. The coding region runs from base 230 to 2197 and encodes 655 amino acids. NCBI's taxonomy places the organism in Eukaryota, Metazoa, Chordata, Actinopteri, Istiophoriformes, Xiphiidae. Gene Ontology annotation, cellular component: late endosome membrane; lysosomal membrane; Mon1-Ccz1 complex. Gene Ontology annotation, biological process: regulation of autophagy.
UUAGUAUUUCCAAUAUGUCAUUCAGUGUAACUUUAUAAGGUUUCUAGGGUCAUUGCCGAUUCUGAUUUUCCCGUUUGAUUCACAUUCAUCAUGGAUAUAGAAGAAUGACACCGGAAGCCUCGCCUCGUCUCCCGGCUCCGCUGCUCCGGCUAACAAGACGCCAAAACUGGACUAAACUGCACCAAACUUGGGAUAAAGCCGUACCGACCUGGCGGCCAGGUGUGUGAAGAUGAGCGAGGAACAUUACCUGGAGAUGUGUGAGAACCCGGUGCAGUUUGAACACGCCUCCAGCGUCAACAAUGUCUUCUUCGACGAGGCUAACAAACAGGUGUUUGCGGUGCGUUCAGGUGGAGCCACGGGUGUGGUGGUCAAAGGCCCAGAUGACAAGAGCAGCGUUGCCUUCAGAAUGGAUGAUAAAGGGGAAGUGAAGUGCAUCAAGUUCUCCAUUGGAAAUAAGAUCUUGGCAGUACAGAGAACCUCCAAAUCUGUGGAUUUCAUCAACUUCAUACCCGACUAUCCGCACACAGAGUUCACCCAGGAAUGCAAGACGAAGAACGCUAAUGUUUUGGGUUUCUGUUGGACCAACUGGAACGAGAUCGUCUUCAUCACUGACCAGGGAAUCGAGUUUUACCAGGUGUUUCCGGACAAGCGCAGUCUGAAGCUGUUGAAGAGUCAGAGUAUUAAUGUGAACUGGUACCAGUACUGCCCGGAGACCGCCGUCAUCCUGCUGUCCACCACCGUGCAGGGAAACAUCCUGCAGCCCUUCGCCUUCAGGAACGGGACCAUGUCGAAGAUGUCCAAGUUUGAGAUCGAGCUGCCGGUCGUCCCCAAACCCGCCAAACUCAGCCUGUCGGAGAGAGACAUUGCCAUGGCAACGAUUUAUGGUCAGCUGUAUGUGAUGUAUCUGAAGCAUCACUCGAGAACAGCAAACAGUCCGAGCGCAGAGGUGGUGCUGUAUCACUUACCAAGGGAGGGUGCAUGUAAAAAGUGUCAUGUGUUGAAGCUGAACACCACAGGGAAGUUUGCUCUGAACAUUGUGGACAACCUGGUUGUGGUCCAUCACCAGAGCUCCCAGACGUCUCUGAUCUUCGACAUCAAGCUGAAGGAGCCGGACUGUGCCGUCAACACACACCAGCCUGUCCUACCUGCCCGGUCAAUACACCCCUACAGGAUACCACUGUCGGGUCCAGCAGUCGUUCCCUCUCAGCCUCCAGUGCCCUGUCAGCUCUACUCUUCCUCCUGGAGCGUCUUUCAACCCGACAUCAUCAUCAGCGCCAGUGAAGGUUACCUGUGGUACCUGCAGGUGAAGCUGCCUCCCACUGUUAACCUGCUGCAGGACAAAGGCAAACUGAUGGACUUCUUGUUACGACGGAGAGACUGCAAGAUGGUCAUCCUGUCCGUCUGCUCGCAGAUUCUGGAGGGCGGGGAGAAGGGAAGUCUUCCCGUCGUGGCGACCGUCUUCGACAAACUCAACCAGGUGUACAAAGAAUACCUGGAGGCAGAGCAGAACUACACUGUGGCGAUGGAGUCGGGCCCGAGUCGAGGCAGCGCGGCUCAGAAACGUCCGGUCCGAACUCAGGCGGUCAUCGACCAGUCGGACAUGUACACACACGUCCUGUCAUCUUUCUCAGAGAGGAAGGGGGUGUCCCAUAAGUUCAUCAUUGCGGUGCUAAUGGAGUACAUCCGCUCUCUGAACCAGUUCCAGAUCACUGUACAGCAUUACCUGUACGAGCUGGUGAUUAAGACGCUGGUGCAACACAACCUGUUCUACAUGCUGCAUCAGUUCCUGCAGUAUCACGUCCUCAGUGACUCCAAACCCCUGGCCUGUUUGCUUCUGUCUCUGGAGAGCACGUACCCUCCUGCCCACCAGCUGUCACUGGACAUGUUGAAGCGUCUGUCCACGGCCAAUGAUGAGAUCGUCGAGGUCCUGUUGUCCAAGCAGCAGGUUCUGGGCGCACUGAGAUUCAUCCGCAGCGUCGGCGGACAUGACAACGUGUCGGCGAGGAAGUUUCUGGACGCAGCGCGGCAAACCGGAGACCAGAUGUUGUUCUACACUGUGUUCAGGUCGUUCCAGCAGAGAAACCAACGGCUGAGAGGGAGCCCCAGCUUUAAUCCUGGAGAGCACUGUGAGGAGCAUGUGGUCCACUUUAAGCAGCUGUUUGGGGAGCAGGCACUGAUGAAACCCUCCACUGUGUGAACACCUGGGAAGGUCACAAACCAACAUGGACUCGUAUGUUUACAUGCACCACUGGUAUCCUGAGCUGACUUUUAAAAGUCUAACAUCAGUACUUUAUAUAUUUGUUAAUGGAUUUUCUGAUAGAGACAGCUGCCUAUGGGAAUCUCAGAAAAAAAAAAAGCUGUCACGUGUUUCAGUUUACGGCCAAUGUUGAAAAAAGUAAUUUUAUAUUCACAAAAGAAAACCUCAUGAUGUGAAGGUGGUUCUGUCCUGUAUAUUUAUGUAAUAAAUAUGAAUUAUUAGGAUUGUUUUUUCCUUUGACAAAUGUCACGUCACCUGUGUGAACAAAUAUAAUUUUACCAUGGCUACAGUGAGACACAAUGUGGGCUGCAAUUUGAGCCUUGUUUUUUUUAGCCUGUACUUUUUACAUAUUGGAAAAUAAAGUGUGCUGAAUUAGCUAUGCACCAAUGGAUGUAUUGGCAAUUUCUGAAGAAGUCUUAAGUCCUGUGCCAUUAGUCUGUUGUACAUUUUCUUGUUAUAGCUUUUCUAAUAAUUAUGACACGGGGUCUCCAAAAUUGGUUUUCUUUUGUGAAUGCAGAGAGCAGUAAUAAUAAUCAGAAAAAAGAACUGUAAAGUUGUAAGUUAUGAGGAAAAAGUCUAUGGUUGCCUGUCAGACUAGUCACUGAUGUGGUCCAGAAUUAAAAAUCUCUAAAUACUCAGACUUUCUCCAGUAAUUUGACAAUUUUAUGCUCAAAAUCUUUUUUCAACCAGUGGCCCUAAUAAUUGUGCUUCCUAACGCUGAUUCUCGGUAUGGUGAAGGGUGUGGGGAGAAAUUAGAUCAGAAACCUGUAGACAGAUCAAUAACGGGGUUACUUUGGUCUGUAUAAACAUGAUCAGAUGACAAAUAACUUGGAUACAUGUGUGCAUGUGAACAUACUCACUGUGAGCAACGCCAGAGGCUGCACCGAUGAAGUUUUAACAGUAUGUUGAGAUGCCUGCAUGAGGACUCUGUACAUAUGAAAUGAAUGAAGUGGAAAAAUUGUUAUUUUGUAUGAUAAAGAAUUAAUUAUGCCUCAAAGUCUGAUC